UCAGAAAGCCGAUACGAAACGAAACCGCGUAAGGAGAAAGUAAAUUCCAAUUUCCUCCUCCUCCUCCUCCGCCUGCGUAAAUCGAAUCGUAGACGAUCCGCAUCUGCUCCCGCACGUUAGCGCUAAAGCCAGAGCCCAUGGCUUCUCCUCGCCCACCCCCAUCGAAGCCCUUAGAUCUCGAUCUCACCAUCGUCUCAGCCAAGCAUCUCAAGAACGUCAACUGGAAAAACGGGGAUCUCAAACCCUAUGUUGUCUUUUGGGUCGACCCGGACCGUCGUCUCGCCACCAAAUCCGACGACUCGGGUUCUACGUGCCCCGUCUGGAACGAACGCUUCACUCUCCCCCUCACCCACUCUCUCCAAGAUUCCUUCCUCACCCUUGAGAUUUUCCAUUCCAAACCCUCUGAAACGCACAAGCCCUUGGUCGGCACACUCCGUCUCUCACUCAAGGACGUCAGUGACCUGGAAGAUUCAUCUCGGCUCCGGAAGUUCACUCUCUUGCGCCCCUCGGGUCGCCCUCAGGGUAAGAUCCACCUGAAGCUCGGUCUUCUUGGACGUCCUCUGCCCCCGACCGUAGAUUACGCAAACCCUAGUCCUCCACUGGUAUGUUAUAUACCGACCAAUCCGAUUCCUCCGUCUUCGGCGCGCGAUUUCAGGGGCUACUCACCUUCACCGUCUCCUCAACCGUACUCUUCUUACAGUUCAUACCAGGAUGUGUGCUCUGCGUAUUAUCCUGGAUAUUACUCAAGCGCUCCUCCCCCUCCGCCGCCGCCGAGGCCUUUCUUUGAUCGUCCGGUGAAUUAUGGCGGGCCUAGCGGCCCGUCAGCCCCGCUUGAUUAUUCGUCGUAUGAUCACAAGCCAAAGAGUGGGAAAAUGGGAAUGGGUGCGGGGCUGGCAGUGGGCGCUGUUACUGGUUCUUUGGGCGGGCUUGCUUUGGGAGAGAGUCUCAAAUAUGAAGAGGAAAAGGUUGCCGAAAGGGUUGAAAACGACAUGGCUGCACGGGAUGAUUAUGGCGAUUACCAUUAUCGAGACUUUUGAUUUUUAGUGGCUAUUUUGCCAAGGUUUGAACUUUGAAGGCCAAUAUUCUAUUCUUCUAGUAUGCAUGUAUAUAUUUCGUCUCCGAGUUGUACUUAUGCAUCUGUGGUGCUCUGUUUGCGGCCCAAUGAAGCAAUUGACAAUUUAUCCUUAAGUUUAUGCGGCUCUCUAUAUAUAAAGAAAUAAAGUUGGUUUGCUUAUUA
Molecule: messenger RNA, 1237 nt
Organism: Prosopis cineraria
Lineage: Eukaryota; Viridiplantae; Streptophyta; Magnoliopsida; Fabales; Fabaceae
Exons: 1
Coding region: 138-1037 (299 amino acids)
Biological process (GO): defense response
Source: RefSeq, a predicted model, not a curated record